UUCCUCUCUUCAUAGAGCAGGAGCUACCCACCAAAAUUUACUUCUGUAUUCCCCUGUUACACCUUCACCAUCUAAACAAGACCUAAAGUCCACUCUGCAAGUCCUCAUUGUGCAAGACAAGAAAAAAGCUAUCACAUGGCUCAAACUACAAGCACAAGGUCAGAUUACCAUUAUAAGCCUAAGGGCCCAACAUCUGCAAGGGGUGCAAUGCCUAAUUACAUGGCCGCAACUAAGUCUGCCAAGUCAAGGAUCCGGUAUCAGAGCACACCAAGACAGAGGCAGUCAACGCCAGAGAGGGAAAGCACGGGAGCAAAAAAGUGCUUAUCGUACCCUUUCCCUGUCCCUGACACCUUCAAUUACAAUUUAGGGAAUGGCUACGGAAGUUACAGAGGCCAGUACUUAAGAAGUACAAGCUUUAACAGCAUUACUAGAGGAGUACAUCUGGUGGGGAUUGAACAACAAUUCCACCAUUCAUCAUGCUACACAGAGUCUUCCAGGAAAGCUUUCUCCAUCUUCAACCAGUGGCCUUGCGAGACCAUGGUUGAGGUGAUUAUGCCGUAAUAGAUCAUACACCAAUCAUUUUUGCAACUUCGUAGAUUUCUUCUUCAUUUUUUUAGGACUUAUAAUUCAAAAUUCUUAUCUUA
Molecule: messenger RNA, 644 nt
Organism: Olea europaea var. sylvestris
Lineage: Eukaryota; Viridiplantae; Streptophyta; Magnoliopsida; Lamiales; Oleaceae
Exons: 1
Coding region: 136-561 (141 amino acids)
Source: RefSeq, a predicted model, not a curated record